UGGUGGAGGUAAGUAUAUAAGAAGGGACAUAAAUAAUCGAAGUCGAUCGAGCCGAUUGAACUGCCAACAUGGACGCCGCUUUGUGUGGAAUGACUAAAGUCGAAGGCAAGGAUGGAGAAGUCCAGGUUUCCGAUUUGGUACAAGGAAAAACCUGUGUAGGUUUGUAUUUCUCCGCACAUUGGUGUCCACCUUGUCGAGGAUUCACCCCCGUCUUGGCCCAGCUAUACACCAAGCUGAAGGAAAACAACCAAAGCAUAGAAAUCAUCUUCGUCAGCUCGGACCGCGACGAAAACAGCUUCAAGGAGUACUUCAAUGAGAUGCCGUGGCACGCACUUCCCUUCAGUGAGCGUGACCUUAAGGCGAAGUUAGGAGAAAAAUAUGGUGUUAGAGGAAUUCCUACCCUAAUUAUUCUGGAUAAAGACGGAAACAUCAAAGACGCCGAGGCGAGGGGCACCGCCCAGAACUGCCCGGGAGACAAACUCCCGGACAAGUGGUGCUAGGAUAUCUGUGCCGGUCGUCAAUGUGUGACUUCGUGUAUAUUUACAUUUCAAUCGUUGUCUUAUUAUUUCAUUUCAUUUAUUGACUGAGCUAAAACCUCUCCUUUUUUUAGGUACAUGUAAUCUUGUUUGUAUUACGUUUAACAUCAAUGCUUAUAUAUUUAUGUAACGUAUUUAUUGAUGUGUACAUGUCGAGAACCAAAUAAAAAGAACCUUUAUGUAACGAUCAA
Messenger RNA from Magallana angulata, 727 nucleotides. RefSeq names its product nucleoredoxin-like. The record is from RefSeq and is a predicted model, not a curated record. NCBI's taxonomy places the organism in Eukaryota, Metazoa, Mollusca, Bivalvia, Ostreida, Ostreidae. The transcript is spliced from 3 exons. Bases 69 to 500 code for a protein of 143 amino acids.